This is a messenger RNA of Prunus armeniaca (apricot), 219 nucleotides long. The record is from the annotation of a GenBank genome assembly. NCBI's taxonomy places the organism in Eukaryota, Viridiplantae, Streptophyta, Magnoliopsida, Rosales, Rosaceae.
AUGGGUGAGAAAUCAUACUUGAUCCACCAUGAAUGGUUCCCGACUGAAAUAGUAGAAAUCGUGGCCGGAAUUCGAGGUUUCCAACCGGGAUCUUGGGUGUGGUGUGACCAGGACGUUGAGUCGGUUCGAAUAGGACCGGUCUCGAGGUGUGUCAUGGACGGUGGCGGUGGUGGUGACUUGGAACAGUCACGGCUGUUACAGUCAGAGGGGGGGUCGUGA